UGCGUUGGAGUGCAGUUUCUGUGCGAUGGAGUGCCAGACUGUCUGGAUGGGAGUGAUGAAAUCAACUGCACAAUGGAUGUUGUCUGUAAGUUCGGUCAGUUGAAAUGCCGCCAUACAGACCAGUGCAUUGGUGUGAACCUAUUAUGCGAUGGCUACAACGACUGCUCGGAUGGCAGUGAUGAGAUGCCUUGUGGUUAG
Messenger RNA from Helobdella robusta, 198 nucleotides. RefSeq lists its product as hypothetical. The annotation marks the transcript as partial. Lineage: Eukaryota; Metazoa; Annelida; Clitellata; Rhynchobdellida; Glossiphoniidae. Gene Ontology annotation, molecular function: protein binding. The transcript is spliced from 2 exons. The record is from RefSeq and is a predicted model, not a curated record.